Messenger RNA from Drosophila grimshawi, 4998 nucleotides. It is a transcript of the gene Mob2, whose product is annotated as MOB kinase activator-like 2. Bases 412 to 2736 code for a protein of 774 amino acids. NCBI's taxonomy places the organism in Eukaryota, Metazoa, Arthropoda, Insecta, Diptera, Drosophilidae. Gene Ontology annotation, molecular function: protein kinase activator activity. Gene Ontology annotation, cellular component: nucleus; cytoplasm. The record is from RefSeq and is a predicted model, not a curated record. Gene Ontology annotation, biological process: positive regulation of protein phosphorylation; signal transduction. The transcript is spliced from 5 exons.
AGAAAUUUCCUUUGGCACGUUCGGUUGUCGAACGGUCGUCGUCGGUUCGUCGGGUUUGCCGUUUUUAACUUCAACUUCGGCUCUUUUUACGUUUUAACAUUAUUUUGAGGCAACAUUUCUCAACAUCGAUUACAACUUGUAUGUGUGUAAAAAAUGUGCAGUUAAAACAAUGAAAGCAUAAAUUCAAAGAAAAUAAAAAAAGUGAGAAUCCAGAGUUUAAAAAUCAUAAACGUCAAAAAGAAAGUUUAGCAAAUGUAAAGUGAAAGAAAUGAAUGAGUUGUGUUGAGCACAAACUAAAAAUUUAAAACUAAGCAGCGAACGAACAAAUGUGCAAAUCAUAAGCAGCAACAACAACAACAAUAAGCUAAAAAGUAAAGCGAGCGCAACAAAAGCAAAAGUGACGGGUGAAUAAUGUUGAGAGCGCCCACACAGCACAUUGUGGAACUCGGUUUCGGUACGUCAGCAGCAGCAGCAGCGACAGCUACCACAACAACAACAACAGCAGCGAGAACAAGCGAAAAGCAACAGCGCAAAACUUUACUGCAAAAGCUCAAACAGCAGCAGCAAAAGCUACACAACAACAAAGCAGCAGCACCAGCGACGCCAGCGGAAACGCAAGAGACAAAUCAAAAGAGAGCAGCGAUAGCAGCAGCAGCAGCAGCUGAUUAUUAUUUCAAGCAGCACCAGCACCAGCAGCAAACAAGUGAAAAGUGUUUGCUGUUGUUGGCAACAACAAUUACUGCAGACGAACAGCAGAAGAAGAAGAAGAAGGAGCAUACAAGUUACAGCUUUGCAGCUGCGCUGCGACGCAACAAGAAGCCAAAAACAAUAACAACAACAGCAAUUGUAACAGCAGCAAACGACGACAACAACAGCAGCAUCAGCAGCAGCAGCAGUAAUCAAAGCAGUCGCAGCAUUAACAGCAAUAACAAAAACAGCAACAACAAUAACAGUUUGUCUAAUAGUUGCAUUCACAACAACAACAACAACACAACUCAUUAUAAAAACAGUAAAAACAGCAGCAGCAGCUCCAGUAACAACUACAUCAAUAAUUACAAUUUCAAAACAACAAGUGAACAACAAGCGUGGAAAACAACAACAGAAAUAACAACAACAGUCGCUGCACAACAACAGCUGCUCAUUAAUAGAAACGGCAGCAGCAGCAAUCGACGCAAAACCAGCAGCAAUAACAGCAACAACAACAACAACACCAUGUCACCCACAUCACAGGCACCAACACGAACAUCUCUGUUCGAUUCCUGUCAUCGCAAGAUCCGUUUAAUUGGCGGCGGCCCAGUUGCCUUCUUGGGCGGUUUAGUGGCAAAAGCGCGUCGCAAAGAGCGCGAUGGCGAUCAAAAUUCAACAGAUACCAAAUUGUAUUUGGAGGAGAGCGUCUUGGAACGCAAACUACCUGAAGCUGAUCUCAAAGCCCUUGUCGAUCUUCCAGCUGGCUUGGAUUACAAUGAAUGGCUGGCCUCACACACUCUUGCUCUCUUCGAGCACGUGAAUUUGGUGUAUGGAACUAUUAGUGAAUUUUGUACACAAUCCGGUUGCGCCGACAUGACCGGACCCGGCAACAGAACGUACUUAUGGUUCGAUGAGAAGGGGAAGAAGACGCGGGUCGCGGCACCGCAGUAUAUCGAUUAUGUGAUGACCUUCACACAGAAGACGGUCAGCGAUGAAUCGAUAUUUCCAACCAAAUACGCGAAUGAGUUUCCCGGCUCGUUCGAGUCGAUCGCCCGGAAGAUUUUACGCUUGCAAUUUCAUGUGAUAGCGCAUCUGUAUGCGGCGCAUUUCCGAGAAAUAGCGCUGCUCGGCUUGCACACCCAUUUAAAUUUGACGUUCAUGCACCUGACGGCGCUGCAUCGUCGCUUCAACCUGAUCGACGAGAAGGAGACGGAUGUGCUGCGCGAUCUGGAGGUGGCACUGCGCCUAACCGACGACAACAGCAGCGUCUGUGGCCAGGAAUCGUUGACAACAAUCGAUUCCUGUUCGCCAUCCGUUUCUGCUGCCUCCAACUGUGACCAGCAGCAGCAGCAGCAGCAGCAUCUGCAACUGCAACAGCAGCAGCAGCAGCACAACAGCAGCAGCAACAGCAACAAUUCCUCCGCCUCCGAGGCGCUGCAUGUCAAUUCACAAAGCAACAACUGCAACGCAACAGCAACAGCAACAUCUGCAACCACAUCCUGUUUAAUUGAUGGCGAUGCUGCAGCGGCGCCAAUUUGCACACAACCGGAGCCGGGCGCUGCUGGUAAACCGCCGGGCAGCGGUGGCUUGAUGGGUGGCAUUCUCGGUGAUUUGACCAGUGGUGAAUUUGGUGAUACAACGCGCUACUGCACCUCGGCAGUUCCUCAUCCGCCAGCGGGUGCCACGGAUGUGGCAGCAACAGCAACAACAGCAACAGCAACAAACGGCGCAUUACAUUUAAAUUUUAGCAACAAUAACAGCAGCAACAACGGCAGCAGCAACAACAGCAGCAGCAAUCACAAUAUGAACCAUCUUAAUCAUCAUCAUCAUCAUGCGCAGCAUCAUCAUCAUCCGCAUCAUCAUCAGCAUCACUUGCAUCACCUGCACCAGCAGCAGCAACAUGCGGCAGCUGCAGCAGCAGCUGCCUCUGCCUCAGCCUCAUCGACGACGCAACACAGCGGCCUCAUCCAGUGCAAUGCGGCGGGCGCAGCAGCGGCGUCUGCGGCAAGUGGCGGUGGCAACAACAGCAACUCAACAGCAACCACAUAGUGUGACUAGCAGCAGCAGCAGCAGCAACAAAAACAACAGCAACAGCAGCAACAACAACAAACAAAACAAAAAACAUUAGAAAUAUUAGAAUUACGCAAAAAUGUUAUUUAAUGUUAUUACUUCUAUGAUCCUAAAGUUAAAAAAUAUUGUAAAAAUAAUAAAAACAAAACAACAACAAAAAAAAACAAACAGAACACAAGAAAUUGUAAGACACAUUUAUCGAUAAACGAUAAACGAUAGUCGGUUUGCAGUUCAAAACAGUUGCGUAGUUCCAUAGAGCACACACACACAGACACACACAUACACAGACACACACACACUCACACUCACACACACACACGCACACACACACACAGACACACAUGUUCAUUCUAGAGUUGAUAUAUUUAGUGAGCUGCAAGCUUCGACUUAGACAUAGAAUGAGAUAAAGAUCGAGAUGAAGAUCGAGAUCGAGCGAGAAGGAAGCUGGGUCUCCUGCUAUGACGCUUAAAAGGCUUUAUAACGUAUAUAUUUGCCCACUUGCCCCAAACCAACCAACCACAUCCCCUCCUCGCCCUGCCCCCGCCCACGACAGAAAUGACAGUUAAUAAAGGCAUAGCCUGAAAGGCAACUAAAUAAAUACAAAAGCACUUUAGUUCUAAAACGAACGAAACACAAAAGUUGAUAAACAAAAAGAAACUAGUUAAUAAUAAAACAAACACAAAUUGUAAAAAAUAUAAUUACUACUACAAACACAACACACACACACACUCACACACAACUUUAUUGACGCACGGUCACACUGGUAGCUUUAACAAUCCAAAAACAAAAACAAACAAAAAACUGGAAAGUCCCUUUUCAACUAUUUUAACUACUAUUUAACUACAAUCUAUUUGUAUUUUUUUCUGCUUCCUGUCGAGCGAGAGGGAAAAAAAGAAGUAUUAAUUGCAAUGCAGAUUUCUUUAGUGUUAUUUUUUACGACUGUUUUAAUUCGUAGCGAAACAAAAAAAUCGAAAACAAACCAUGAUAAUAUAUACAAAUACCUCAAUAAAUAUUUAAAUGUGCAUAGCCAAACAUAUUUAUAUAUAAAUAUAUAUAUGUGUGUAUAUAUUUAUAUACAAUUCGAUUAUGAAUUAACGCUUUGUUUUCUCCUUUUUCUUUUAGCAUUUAACUGAAAGAUUCCUUUGCGUUUUCAUUGUUUAACUAUUAAUUAACUAAACCAAAAGCUUUACUUGGAGUUAUGCACAUUUAAAUGUAUUUUAAGCAUAAAUGUUUGGGGCUGAUAUAACACACACACUACUAUACAAUUAUAUCUUUUUAAGAUCGUAUCUCAAAACACUUUUUUUUGGUUUCGUUUUUGUUGUUUCCCCUUUCAAAAUGUUCGCUAAGCUUGCUUUUGGGCUGUAAUCGACCUUUCGCCAAUUCUUAAGCGACUCACUAACUAAAGAGAGCACUUGAACUUACUAUAGACUAUUCCUAUAGCAUAUAUAUAUAUAUAUGAAUAUAUAUGUUUAUUUAUGACAAACAAAGAAACACACGCUCUUAACUUGUACUUCUCUUCACAGAUGCGAAGAUGCCUGAAAACCAAUCAAUAUAUAAAAAGAAAAAUGUAUGCACCAAAUGUAUCUACACGACUCAUGUAACCCGCACACCGAAUGUUGCACCCGAUUUUAGACUAGCCAAAAAUAAUAAAGUGUUGAAAACAUGCUGAGUAUAUUAAAGAAAACAAAAAUCAAGAAGAAAAAUACGACUUGAAUAAAUUAACAAAGGCAAUGAAGAUAAUUUACUUUAAAAAACAAACAAAACUAAACGAAACUAAAAUAUGAAAUAACAACAAAUUGUUCAGUGUAUACUAGAAUGUUGUAUGUGUGUGUGUGUGUGAGUGUGUGUAUGCGUGUGUGUGUUAGACUGCGUGUGUGUGUGUGUGCAAAAAGCGCUUUAGAUGGGAAUCUUCUCUCCAGCUUUCCAGUAGUUGAACCCAUUCACAUUCGAAGCUCACAGAAAACAGUCCAAGCUUUAGCUAACCCACAAAAUACAAUUUUCGAUUCGUUGAACACACAAGAAAACAAAAACAAAAAACAAAAAACGAAAAACAAAUAAAAAAAAUAUAUAUGAACUAUUUACAAAGAAUGCGGAUGAAAAAUUGAAUUUGAAUUGAACGUGGAAAUGCACAGCACGGAAUCAACUUGAUUUGUGCCAGUUUCCAACUGGAAUUAAGCAAAGCGACACAUUUUAUGACAAAAAGACAAAAUACAAAAAAAAAAAAAAACCAAAUACAAAAAA